Neoarius graeffei (lesser salmon catfish) is the source of this 6214-nucleotide messenger RNA. RefSeq names its product RAS protein activator like 2 (gene rasal2). Lineage: Eukaryota; Metazoa; Chordata; Actinopteri; Siluriformes; Ariidae. Gene Ontology annotation, biological process: regulation of GTPase activity. The transcript is spliced from 18 exons. Bases 790 to 4584 code for a protein of 1264 amino acids. The record is from RefSeq and is a predicted model, not a curated record.
UAUCCAGAAGGGUUUGAUGAAAGACAGGUUCUGGAUGUUUCCCUGAAACAUGUCUGUGAUGAAUCGACUGUUUCGGAUAUCCGCUAAUCCUCCCUGAAUCCUCAGCACAGUGCCAUGUGAUCGAGCUGGGAAAGAGGACUGGCUUUAAACCGGAGAGGAACUGAGUCCGGGAAGAAAUCAGCUUUAAACAAAGUCGCGACUUGGACAAGAGGAAAAAAUGGACGAGUGUUGUGUGGAUUUCUGAAGAGCUUUCAUUUAAUAUCAUCUCAUCACUCGAGGAAAAACUUUAGACGGUUGUGAAUUGAAAAAUAUUUGCAUCUGAGAUUGAAUUAAACAUUUGAAAACAAUUGUUUCAUCUUCCAGGAUAUGAUUGAUUGUUCAUUUUGUACUUCAUACUCUUAAUACCAUCAGUACCAGUGUAGCCUCCAGGCUACAGUGUCUUUUCUUUUCACUCUGAAAGCAAAACUAAGAUGUGGGAAACUUCUAGUUAACGUUUCGGAGACGGUCAAAACUACCUCUGGGUUGGUUUUGUUUAUUCUAAACAUCAACAAAACCGCCUUUUUUUUUGCGGAGAAAUCCAUACACUGUAUAUCUGUGCUCCCUUUAUUAACUGGAUAGUCACAUACAAUACACUAUAGCCAAGCUAACUGCUAGCUCCAUUCAGGCAUCUCCAUGGAAAUAAAGCCUGAGCGGUGAAGUCGGUGUUGGGUUUUUGUUUGUUUGUUUGUUUGUUUUUUAUUAUAACUUGUGUUGAAAACGCUUUUGAAAACCAUCUCGUCCUGUCCGUGGAUGGAGUCUCUGUCGGGGAUUUACCGCGGGGGUGUAUCCGCAGGCAUGGACACGGACUCAGUAACCGGAACCGUGGACCCGGUGCUCGACGGCAUUUUAAUGGACUCGUUUUGCCAACAGCAAGGAUGGAUGCGCGUCUACGAUGUGAAGGGGCCACCAAGCCACCACUUUUCCUGUGGCCAGUCACCCUUCUCCAAGCCCAGCGUCUGGGAGAAGAAGUACUGCAUCCUGACCGACAACCAGCUCAUCCUGCUCAACCGUGAGGAAGAGAUGCCUGCAGAGGUGCAUGAAAGCCCCACAGUUUCAUCGUCCAAAGGCCGCAGCCUGAGGAGAACAGUCAGUGUGCCCUCUGAAGGACAAUUCCAAGAGUAUCCAGCAGAGGGAGCAUCCAUAUUGGAAGUAUCCUCAGAUCGCUCCCCCAGACGGAGGAGCAUCUCUGGUCUUGGCAGCUCAGACAAGAACAUCACAGUCGAUGGACCCAACUCCUCACCCUUCAAAGUGCCAGGUUUUUUCAGUAAGCGACUCAAAGGGUCAAUCAAGAGGACAAAGAGCCAGACCAAGCUGGAUCGGAACUCAAGCUUCAGGCUACCGUCACUGCGGCCUACUGAGAACGAGAGGUCACGAGGCCUGCCCAAGCUGAAAGAGUCCUGUUCACAUGAGUCUUUGCUCAGUCCGAGCAGCGCUGUGGAGGCACUAGACCUCAGCAUGGAGGAGGAUGUGUACAUUAAACCGCUUCACAGCAGCGUGCUGGGACAGGAGUUCUGUUUUGAGGUGACAUACUCAGGAGGCAGUAAGUGCUUCAGCUGUUCCUCAGCCUCUGAGAGAGACAAAUGGAUGGAGAACAUCAGGAGGACUGUGCAACCAAAUAAGGACAACUGUCGGCGUGCAGAGAAUGUCCUACGCCUGUGGAUCAUUGAGGCCAAAGACUUGCCGCCCAAGAAGAGAUACUUCUGUGAGCUGUGCCUAGAUGAUGUACUUUACGCACGCACCACCAGCAAGGUGCGCUCAGAUUGCUUAUUCUGGGGCGAGCACUUUGAGUUCGGCGGUCUGCCUGCCAUCAACAGCAUCACUGUGCAUGUGUACCGCGAUGCCGACAAGAAAAAGAAAAAAGACAAGAGCAACUAUGUCGGACUGGUGAACAUCCCAGUGCAGGCAGUGAGUGGACGCCAGUUUGUGGAGAAGUGGUACCCAGUAAGCACGCCCACCAGCAACAAGACGAAAGGCGGUGGCCCCUCCGUCCGUAUCAAGUGCCGCUUUCAGAGCGUUGCAAUCCUGCCCAUGGAGCUGUACAAGGAGUUUGCAGAGUUCGUUACGAACAACUACACCAUGCUCUGUUCAGUGCUCGAGCCUGUAAUCAGUGUGAGGAAUAAGGAGGAGAUGGCCAGUGCACUCGUGCAUAUACUGCAGAGUACUGGCCGGGCAAAGGACUUUCUGACAGACCUGGUCAUGUCAGAGGUGGAUCGAUGUGCAGAUCAUGACGUGUUGAUCUUCCGGGAAAACACGCUGGCCACCAAGGCCAUAGAAGAGUACCUCAAACUUGUGGGUCAGAAGUAUUUACAUGAUGCCCUAGGAGAGUUUAUCAAAGCUCUCUAUGAGUCGGAUGAGAACUGUGAGGUGGAUCCAUCGAAGUGCCCCAGCAGUGAGCUGCCUGAACACCAAAGCAACUUAAAAAUGUGCUGUGAGCUCGCCUUCUGCAAGAUCAUCAACUCCUACUGUGUUUUUCCACGUGAGCUGAAGGAAGUGUUUUCCUCAUGGAAGCAACAGUGCCAUGCCCGGGGGAAGCAAGACAUCAGCCAGCGACUAAUUAGUGCCUCACUGUUUCUGCGCUUUCUCUGUCCAGCUAUCAUGUCACCAUCCCUUUUCAACCUCAUGCAGGAAUAUCCUGAUGACCGUACCUCACGCACGCUUACCCUCAUCGCUAAAGUCAUCCAGAACCUUGCCAACUUCACCAAGUUUGGCAACAAAGAAGAGUACAUGGCCUUCAUGAACGAUUUCCUGGAGCAUGAGUGGGCAGGCAUGACCCGCUUCCUGCUGGAGAUCUCCAACCUCGAAACUAUCUCCAACACACCAGGUUUUGAGGGAUACAUCGACUUAGGCCGUGAGCUCUCUCUGCUGCAUGCCCUGCUGUGGGAGGUGGUGUCGCAGCUGGACAAGGGUGACAAUUCCUUCCUGCAGGCGACGGUAGCCAAACUGGGGCCUCUGCCACGUAUCCUGGGUGACAUCACACGUUCACUGUCCAGCCCCACACCAAUCCAGCAGCAGCUCAGACGUUUCCAAGACCACGGCUCCACCCACAAUAUCACUGGCAGUGUCUCUUCAGGACUGCAGAGGAUAUUUGAGGACCCAAACGACAGUGAAAUUCAGAAUGCCAAAUCUCCAGUGCAAGAACAUACAGAAGUUCUGUCACGUGGAAAGCCCCCUUUACUGUCCCAGCAGCCAUCCCUGCACAGCAUGAGCUUCUCCGACAAGGAGCGAGAAAGCCACCUUCCUAAUGGGCGGAGCAUCUCCCUGAUGGACCUGCAGGACUCACACCUUCUUCAUGAAGUCCCACCGAGAAUAGGACGCGUAGGUUCCCAAGUGUCCAUCGGUCCACUGCCUCCCCCUGUUCUUCACCUUCAUCACCACCAUCCACAGCAACAGCAGGCCAAAGUGGUCACGCUAAGGGAAAACAUACCUCAGAGUGCACCACAGGUCCGCCGGCCUCUGCAACCAUCUUUAAGCCAGCAGCGCAGCCUACAGCCACUCUGCUUUCAGAACCCUGUAUACCAGCUAAGCAAUAUGCAUGCACUGCGCUCAGCUCAGACGCCACUUCAGGCCCAAUCCAGCUCAGAGAACCUGAGCACAGCAAGCUCGCACAGUGCCAGCCCCAGCACUACACCCAGGAAAAGGAUGCCCUCCACCACCAGUAUCGAGGAAGAGGAAACACCUUCUUCCUGCUGGCAUACAGGCCUCGUUGAUGCUCAGUCAGGGCCACAGGUACUGGCUAUAGCCAGGCAGAGUGGUGCAGGGACAGCACAUAUUGUAAAGGUGGAACAGCAAAGUAGAUCAAAUGGAGGGGUGCCACGCUCACUGCCACAUAGCACCUCACUACGCAGCAGCAGCAGUGUCAAUACAGACCCACAACAGCAAAGUGAAACUAGCUCCAGACAGCAGUCGAUCUGCUCACGAGACAGCCCCAUCCACAGCAACAGAACGAACAGACAGGUGCACACUCCUGUCGAGUCGGUCACCAUGUCUCCUGUUGAGCGGACAGCAGCGUGGGUGCUAAAUAAUGGCCAGUACGAGGAGGAUGAGGAGGAAGGCCAGAGCAAGAAGGAAAGCAAGCAUGUGGAGAAGUAUGAGCAAGAGAUCACAAAGCUGAAGGAGCGGCUGCGCGUGUCUGGCCGCCGUUUAGAAGAAUAUGAACGGCGACUUGCGGCACAAGAGCAGCAAAUGCAGAGGCUGCUGUUGGAGUACAAGACUCGCCUGGAGGACAGCGAGGAGCGCCUGCGGCGGCAACAGGAGGAGAAGGACAGCCAAAUGAAGAGCAUUAUCUGCAGGUUGAUGGCAGUAGAGGAGGAACUGAAGAGAGACCAUGCAGAGAUGCAGGCAGUCAUAGAUGCAAAGCAGAAGAUCAUAGAUGCACAGGAAAAGCGGAUCAGCUCCCUUGAUGCAGCUAACUCGCGCCUCAUGAGCGCCCUCACUCAGGUCAAAGAGCGCUACAGCAUGCACAACCUUCGCAAUGGCCUCUCUCCCACUAACCCCACCAAGCUCUCCAUCACCGAGAAUGGAGAGUUCAAGAACAGCAGCUGCUGAUUAAGCCGCUCGUACCUGUCGAACUGUGCUUGUCAAUGCUCAGACACAGGAUCACCGGCACCAGUUUGGACUAAGAUACAGUGUUGGUGGCCAUGUUCUCUGACUACUACAUAAAAUCUUAUGCAAGGAAUGUCUGGUUACAAUGUAUAUAGAUUGUAUCUUGCAUUGAGCUUGUACAGAAAGAAGUAAAUCAGUUUAGAAGAGUUUUAAAUUGGUUUAGAGCUGUACUGUCGUACUGCGUCGGUGAUUUUAUGUUUUAAAUACUGAUAAUACCAUACACGAGGGUUAUGAUUACAGUCUCAAAGAUUUUAAGUAUUGUUAAACUAAGAUAUGAUAUAUUGAGGAUAUGUACAUAUCAGAUAAUGGAACUCUUUUAAAAGAAGAUGCUAUGAAAGCACAUAGAAGAGGUUUAUAGCUCUUACUAAUGUGGGCAAACAAACAGAAGGCAGUUUUAUGCACUCAAUUUUAUAACUCAAGUUUUCUAUGUUUUUGACCUCCAAUUUGAACUAUUUUAUUUGAACAGUUUUUUGUUUGUUUGUGUUUUGUUUUGCUUUAAUAUCGCCUGAUUUAAGGUCAUGUUCAGCAGACAAACUGGCUGGCUGCUUUUGGGGUUGGGGGAUCAUAUCAGCUUUACACCAAUGAAACAAAAAAGUCACUGAUAAUUUGUGACUGAAAAUAAUGCAGAAGUAAAUUCAUCAAUAAUUUUGUUGUGCUACAUUACAUGGCUUAAAGCUUGCGGACAUCUGACUAUCACACCCAUAUGUACUUUCUGAACAUCCCAUUCCAGACGUAGUUCCCCAUGUACAGUAAUUUGCUGUUGUUAUAACUUCCACUCUUCUGUGAAGGCUUUCCACUAGAUUUUGGAGUGUGGAUGGGCUCACAGGAGCAUUAGUGAGGCCAGGCACUGAUGUUGGAGCACAGUCAAUGUUCUAGUUCAUCCCAGUGGUGUUCAGUGGAGUCUCGGUCAGGUCUUUGUUCAGGACAGUUGAGUAUUUUCCACUCCAUUUUUGGCAAACCAUGUCUUCAUGUUCCUUGCGCAGUGUCAUACUGGAACAGGUUUGGACCCCUUAGUUCCAGUGAAGGGGAAGUAUAAUUCUACAGCAUAAAAGACAUUCUAGACAAUUGUGUGCUUCCAAAUUUGUGGCAACAGUUUGGGGAAGAACCACAUAUGGGUGUGAUGUUCAGGUGUCCACAUGCUUUUGGCCAUAGUCUGUGUAUGUAUGUUUUUGGCUUUACCCCUCUGGUGUAAAUGUACACAUAGUGAAGUCUAGGGUCUUGAACUAGCACCAGUGUUUCCCAUUCAUAGCCUAAUAACUAUCUUGUCAGACCUAACUAAUCAAAAGUUAGCACUCUUAACUUUAUGCUGCUUUAAACAGUGGCCCAGACAGAUAUUCUGUCGGAUCAUCAGUUACUUUCAAAUCUCUGCUUUUUUCCAACCUUAUUUAACGUUUGCCAAUGACUACUGUUAAACCACACUGUUUUGCCAUAAUGGCCUCACUCUGAUCUAAACAAUAUUUUGUAGCAAAGAGACGCUGAAUGCAUUUUUGCCGUUGUCACUGUUCUGUAACAUUAUGAAAAGAUUGUGAAAAAUAAAGAUGGUUGAGACUCCAUUUUAGCCUUUCUAUUUUAA